This is a messenger RNA of Leptopilina boulardi, 1887 nucleotides long. RefSeq names its product sodium- and chloride-dependent taurine transporter-like. The transcript is spliced from 4 exons. Gene Ontology annotation, biological process: sodium ion transmembrane transport; dopamine uptake involved in synaptic transmission. The coding region runs from base 1144 to 1686 and encodes 180 amino acids. Gene Ontology annotation, molecular function: dopamine:sodium symporter activity. The record is from RefSeq and is a predicted model, not a curated record. Gene Ontology annotation, cellular component: presynaptic membrane; neuronal cell body membrane; neuron projection. Lineage: Eukaryota; Metazoa; Arthropoda; Insecta; Hymenoptera; Figitidae.
UCGGCGAAAAAGCGACACUCCAUGACUGAAUUUUGCGAGAAAUGUCAAAUAAUUUUAGUUGCGAUAUUGCCGUUUUUCUUUAUUUUUUUAUGUAUAUAUCCGAGCGGGAAACCAGAAGAUCCAGCCAACGUAGAUGACAUCUGUCCAUUCUCGAUUUCAAACUACAAGUCCUUGUUCAUUUAAAAAGAAAUUGUCACUCAGCUACAUCACAAGAAACCUGUCAAGAAUUAUGAAAGGAUUAGGACCGUCAUUGUUAUGAAAAUAUUGUUACGAUACCCUGUUCACCUUCGCCGACGAGGAGAUCUCCGAACUGUUGAGAUAAGUCAAAGGAAGGAUCGAACACCAACUUAUUGCCGCUCCGAAACCGAGAGAUCCCUGAUUUUCGAGGGGUAAUCGUGAGGAACGACACUUUGUUACGAAUUGUUAAGCCGUUCCGACAUCGUGGGGUCCAUGAAUUUCGAUGGAUUAUCGUGAGGAACAACCUUGUUACGAAAGAAAAAAAUAAACUAACAAAAAUUGCUGUUCUGCUAUUACGAACAGAAUUGGGGUUAUGUUGUUUGUUUUGGUUGCCACCUGGGCACACUUGUUGAAUUAUUGCCGGUAGCCGCUACACCAUCUUGGCGCUGUAAAAUUUCUGACGGGUCCGCCUUCACGAUCUUGGAAGGAGGUUGAAAAAUUACCGCGAGGCCAAUUAUAAUUAUUUUGAUGAAUUUGCUGAUCCUGGCUAAAAUCAAAUACCUAUAAAUUACGUUGAGUCGCCAUGAAUAUUUUAUUCAAGAAGAUAAUGGAAAUUCUCUAAGUCAAUUGGAUUGAUUGUUAAUUCAAAUUAAGUGAAAUUUGAACUUGGACUAACUACGUAACUAUUCUGGAAGUCGAGGAAAACACAUCAGCCAAUCAGCGUCGAAGGACAACGGUAUAGACCGAGGACGACACUCACGACGUUUCCCCUCUGUUUUCUUGUAAUUUUUGUAAUUUUGUGGUUAGAAAAAUUGAGAGGGAAGACGAGUCCCAUUAUACAUCGUGCUGUCUGUUAGAUUGAUCGAUUUAUCGGAAAAAAUUAAAACAAUUAUUGGCAGAUUUUUAUAGAUGCUCCAAUAAAUUGUAAAUUGAUAUCGAGGAGCAUUUCUGAUUCCGUAUUGUAUAAUGCUUGUUGUUGGAGGAAUUCCGUUAUUCUACAUGGAGUUAGCAUUAGGACAAUUUAAUAGAAAAGGUGCCAUUACAUGUUGGGGACGUUUAGUACCACUUUUGAAAGUCAUUGCCACAACAGUCAUUGCCACAACAGUCAUUGCCACAACAGUCAUUGCCACAACAGUCAUUGCCACAACAGUCAUUGCCACAACAGUCAUUGCCACAACAGUCAUUGCCACAACAGUCAUUGCCACAACAGUCAUUGCCACAACAGUCAUUGCCACAACAGUCAUUGCCACAACAGUCAUUGCCACAACAGUCAUUGCCACAACAGCCAUUGCCACAACAGCCAUUGCCUCAACAGCCAUUGCCUCAACAGCCAUUGCCUCAACAGCCAUUGCCGCAACAGCAACUGCCUCAACAGCCAUGGCAACAGCAGCAAUUACAAGAACAUCUUCAACCGCAUCAGUGGUACGUGCAACAACUGCAACAGUCGAUUACCACGCAACAACAGCUGCAACAGCAAGUCCAACAGCUUCAGUUGCAGCAGUAGAAUAGCGCCCAAAAAUCGCCGGCAUCAACAUCGACGCAGACAAAUAAGAGCUUCCAAAAUUCGCUAAGAAAAAUGGAAGGACGUGUUCUAGAGUUGGAGAGACAAGUACGAAAACUAAAAUUGGACAUUAGAGAUUUGGAGAGUGAAAGGGAGAAGAAGAGAGAAAGAAACCGAGAGAGGGACCGUGAAGCUGAGAGAAGAAAAAG